This is a messenger RNA of Komagataella phaffii GS115, 1677 nucleotides long. Its product is annotated as Signal recognition particle (SRP) receptor-alpha subunit. The coding region runs from base 1 to 1677 and encodes 558 amino acids. Gene Ontology annotation, molecular function: ATP hydrolysis activity; GTPase activity; GTP binding. The transcript has a single exon. Gene Ontology annotation, biological process: SRP-dependent cotranslational protein targeting to membrane. The record is from RefSeq and is a predicted model, not a curated record. NCBI's taxonomy places the organism in Eukaryota, Fungi, Ascomycota, Pichiomycetes, Pichiales, Pichiaceae. Gene Ontology annotation, cellular component: endoplasmic reticulum membrane; signal recognition particle receptor complex.
AUGUCCGAACAAUUUCUUAUUUUCACUCCAAAAGGAACUGUUCUUUUCAAAGAUGAGGACAGAAAAGUUCCUGAUCGGGUUGUAAAUGGUCUCAUUUCCGAUAUAUUUAUUUCUCAAAGGAAAACUUUGACUGGAUCUGUCAAUAACGAGGAAGAGUUCGAAGAUGAUGAUGUUGGAUCUUAUAGUCUAGAUGGAUAUACCAUCAAGUAUGUCAGCAGUUCCCAGCCCACUUGCUACUUCACCUCAUGCCACUCUUCUCUUGUCAAUGUUCCAAACGAGGGCCAAUUUUUAAAAGAUAUUCAAACGCUUUGGGAGGAGCUCAUCACAGCUGAUCUUGACUCUGGAGCUUUUCCCGACGAACAAGAGCUGAGAAAGUUUACUAGUUUCUACAACCUGAAGAAGCAAGAACUUUUUAAAAACGUUGGUGUAGAAACUGCCAAAAGCACUUCUACUUCAGAACCACAUUCAUUAUCCCAAAAUAAAUUGAAGGGAAAGAAACCCCAACUUACUCAAAAGAAGAAAGCUAGAAGAUGGGAUACCCAGGGCAACCCCAUUGAAGAUGAUGGUUUGGAGGAAUCUGAUCUGGAUUUCUCUUCUACUACUAGCGAGGUCGGGAAUCAAGAUGUUGGACAUUUAGUUGGUGAUAAUUACGGAAAAACUAAAGAUGGUAAGUUUUUGGUAAGCGAUAUGAAAGAAAUUAACGAUAUCCUGUCUAAACAAAGGGAUAAAUCUGUCUCUGAUGAAAGCACCGGAGCGUUUAGUUUUUUGUCUGGCUUAUUCUCAGGUAAAACUGUCACCGAAGAUAACCUCACCAAGACUUCCAAAUCUCUUUCUGAACACUUAAUUAAUAAGAAUGUGGCUCCAGAAAUUGCCAAAAAGCUUGUUGAACGCAUUAACAAAAGUUUAGUAGGUACAAAGGUCACUACAAGCAUACCCAAGGCUGCUAGGAAUGCACUGGAAAAGGAAUUGCUCAAAUUAUUGACCCCAGAAACUUCUAUUAACCUAUUGAAAGAAAUUCAAAGCAAAAAGGCUGCUAGAAAGCCAUAUGUCAUUUCCGUUGUUGGUGUCAACGGUGUUGGAAAAUCUACAAACCUUUCCAAACUGGCCUUCUGGUUACUAAGUAAUAAGUACAGGGUUCUGAUCACUGCUUGUGAUACGUUUAGAUCGGGGGCUGUCGAACAGUUGCGAGUACACGUAAACAACUUGAAGAAGCUUACUGAGGAUGAAUCGCACGUUGAACUGUUUCAAGGAGGUUACGGAGGUGCUGAUCUGGUAUCUAAAAUUGCUAAAGGAGCUAUACAAUACGCAGAGGAGAACAAAUUUGAUAUUGUUCUUUUAGAUACUGCAGGAAGGAGACACAAUGACGCACAGUUAAUGGCACCUUUGCAAGGGUUUGUGAAGGCGGCUAAGCCUGACAAAAUCAUUAUGGUUGGUGAGGCAUUGGUUGGUACGGAUAGUGUACAGCAGGCAAAGAAUUUUAAUGGUGCUUUCGGUCCUGGAAGAACACUUGAUUUCUUUAUUAUCAGCAAAUGUGACACCGUAGGAGAUCUGAUUGGAAGUAUGGUCAACAUGGUUUAUGCUACUGGAAUACCAAUUCUUUUUGUUGGUACAGGUCAAACUUACACGGAUCUUCGAACUUUGAGUGUGGAUUGGGCUGUAGAUACUUUGAUGUCCUGA